Messenger RNA from Medicago truncatula (barrel medic), 1871 nucleotides. Its product is annotated as endoglucanase 1. Lineage: Eukaryota; Viridiplantae; Streptophyta; Magnoliopsida; Fabales; Fabaceae. Gene Ontology annotation, molecular function: hydrolase activity, hydrolyzing O-glycosyl compounds. The record is from RefSeq and is a predicted model, not a curated record. The transcript has 7 exons. The coding region runs from base 52 to 1551 and encodes 499 amino acids. Gene Ontology annotation, biological process: carbohydrate metabolic process.
UUCCUGCCGUUAUAAACCAUUUUUGUAAUCCUCCAUACACUGCCAAAAGGGAUGGCUUCAACUUCCACCACCACAUUAUAUUUACACUUUCUGUUGUUAAUGUUAACAUUUUGUUCAUUCCAUCAUCAAUUAAGCUUUGCUUUCACUUCUCAAGAUUACCACGAGGCUCUUGAAAAAUCCAUUCUCUUCUUUGAAGGACAACGAUCUGGAAAAUUACCAUCUAACCAGAAACUAACAUGGAGAGGAGAUUCUGGAUUAUCAGAUGGCUCUUCUUAUCAUGUGGACCUAAUUGGAGGUUAUUAUGAUGCUGGUGAUAACCUUAAGUUUGGGCUUCCAAUGGCUUUUACUACAACAUUAUUAGCAUGGAGUGUCAUUGAAUUUGGAAGCUCAAUGCAGGACCAGAUUGACAAUGCUAGAGCUGCUAUCCGGUGGAGUACCGAUUACCUUCUCAAAGCCGCCACCACGACUCCAGACACGUUAUACGUCCAAGUUGGAGAGCCGAACAUGGAUCACAGGUGUUGGGAAAGGCCGGAGGACAUGGACACUCCACGCAAUGUGUAUAAGGUCUCGGCUCAAAAUCCAGGUUCUGAUGUCGCGGCUGAGACGGCUGCUGCAUUGGCAGCGUCUUCAUUAGUAUUCAGAGAUACAGAUCCAUCAUAUUCCUCCAAAUUGCUUCAAGCAGCCAUCCAAGUAUUCAAUUUCGCAGACCGUUACAGAGGCUCUUAUAGUGACUCUCUUAAUUCUGUUGUCUGUCCAUUUUACUGCUCUUACUCUGGAUACCAUGAUGAAUUACUUUGGGGUGCAUCAUGGAUUUAUAGAGCUUCUGGAAUUAGCUCCUACAAGCAAUUCAUACAAUCUAACGGUCACACAUUAGGCGCUGACGAUGAUGGUUACACCUUCAGUUGGGAUGAUAAACGACCCGGAACUAAAAUCUUGCUUUCAAAGGAAUUCUUGGAGAAAGAUUCUGAAGAAUUCCAGUUAUACAAGGCACAUGCAGACAAUUACAUUUGUUCUCUAGUACCAGGAUCUCCUGGUUUCCAGGCUCAGUAUACCCCAGGGGGUAUUCUGUACAAAGGGAGUGAGAGCAAUUUACAGUAUGUGACAUCUACAUCUUUUCUUCUCUUAAUAUACGCCAAGUAUCUCAACACAAAUGGAGGUGCUGUUUCAUGUGGUACAUCAAAAAUCACAGAACAAAACCUCAUAAAAUUGGCCAAAAAACAAGUUGAUUACAUUUUAGGUGAUAAUCCAACAAAGAUGUCCUAUAUGGUUGGUUUUGGAGAGAAAUAUCCAAAACAUAUUCACCAUAGAGGUUCUUCUUUACCGUCCAUUCGCGUGCAGCCUCAACAGAUUUCUUGCAACAAUGGAUUUCAAUAUCUUCAUUCUGGUUCACCUAAUCCAAAUGUUCUUGUUGGAGCCAUUGUUGGUGGUCCUGAUAGCAGUGACAAUUUCUCUGAUGAUAGAAAUAAUUAUCAACAGUCAGAACCAGCAACUUAUAUUAAUGCACCUUUUGUUGGUGCUCUUGCUUUUUUCUCUGGUCAAGAAUCAAGUUAGUUACCAAUAAUCACGUGAAAGAUAAGUUUAACUAAAAGAAUCUUGGUCAUAGAUAGAUUUAGUUAGUUAAUUUGAUUAGGUUCUAGUCAAUUGAUCUCUUAUUAGUACUAAGUCAAUGUUGGUUGGUUAGUUAAGAAUUAGUUUUUGUCACAUGCUUUUGCUAGUGUCAUAUUCUACAUGUCAUUUGGUUAGUUAACGUGGAAGUUUCUAUAGUACUAUUGUAAGAGAAAUUCUUAGGCUGAAAUUAUCAGUUGCAAAGAGAAUUUCUCCUAUUGUAAACUUUUAACAAAAUUAGUACAUUUAAAAGUUAGAAUUAUCAA